Panicum virgatum (switchgrass) is the source of this 1823-nucleotide messenger RNA. Its product is annotated as histone-lysine N-methyltransferase ASHR2-like. The record is from RefSeq and is a predicted model, not a curated record. The transcript is spliced from 2 exons. Gene Ontology annotation, molecular function: protein binding. The coding region runs from base 61 to 1248 and encodes 395 amino acids. Lineage: Eukaryota; Viridiplantae; Streptophyta; Magnoliopsida; Poales; Poaceae.
ACCUAAACGACGAAUCCCACCGCAAAACCUCCUCCCCUCGCCGCCGCCGCCGCCGCCGCCAUGGCGAGUGCGCUGCAAAACCCCACCGUGGCAGCAGCAGCCGCCGCCGACGCCCUCCGCAUGGCCGACCUCCCCGGCCGUGGGCGCGGCCUCGUGGCCGCCCGCAGCGUCCGCGAGGGCGAGAUGCUCCUCUCCGAGCCGGCGCUCCUCCUCUACCCGUCCGCCCUCGCUUCCCUCCGCGCCUACUGCGCCGCCUGCUUCCGCGCCCUCCCCGCCGACUCCGCCGCCAUCCCCUGCGCCUCCUGCCGCGCCGCGGCCUUCUGCUCCCCGGCCUGCGCCGCCGCCGCGCACCCGCGCCUCCUCUGCGCCGCGCUCUCCCACGGCGGCCUCGCCACCGCCGCCCCCGCCGAGGCGGUCCAGGAGCCGCUCCUCUUCCUCCUCUCCGCCUACUCCCUCCCGGACCCCGCCCUGCGCGCCCUCCUCUCCCUCUCGGCGCCGCCCCCGCCCCCGGGCGCGCAGGACGCCGCGGGCCUCCACGCCGCGGUGGCGGCGCUCGCGCCGCCGCACGCGCUCCCCGCUGGCUUCUCGCCGGACCUCACGGCGGCGCUCCUCGCCAAGGACCGGGGCAACAGCUUCGCCAUCAUGGAGCCGUACCGCCCCGGGAUGUCGCUCGAGCUCCUCAAGGCGCGCGCCUACGCGGUGUACCCGCGGGCGUCGCUGCUCAACCAUGACUGCCUGCCCAACGCGUGCCAUUUCGAUUACCCUGACAGGCCGGGGCCGGGGAACACCGACAUUGUGGUGCGGGCGCUGCAUGAUAUAUCAGAGGAGAGGGAGGUCUGUAUCAGCUACUUCGCCGCCAAUUGGAGGUAUGCAGACAGGCAGCGUAGGCUGCUGGAGGAUUAUGGGUUCCGGUGCGAGUGUGAUCGGUGUCAGGUGGAGAGCCGGUGGAAGGAUGAUGAUGCUGAUGAUAACAAUGGAGAUGAUGCCAUGGAGGAGGAGGAGGGUGAGGAGGAUGGUGGUGAUGAUGGGAUGGAGGAGGAGGGGGCUGAUGGUGAUGAUGAUUUCCCGCAUGCCUACUUCUUUGUGAGGUACUUGUGUGACAAUGAGGGUUGCUGGGGAAUGCUGGCUCCAUUGCCACCCUCACCUAAUGGUGAGCUGUCCCAUGUGUUUGAAUGCAAUCUCUGUGGGAAGCUGAGGAAGGAAGAGGAUGCCAUGCCUGAUGAGGGCAGUUCUGGCAUGGUCCAUUAGGAUGCGUUAAGCUUACUGAUCUGAUCGCUGCUUCGUUUAAUAGAUAUAUACAGCUUUGUACUUUUUUUUGAAAGAGUUGUACAGCUUCUUCAUCGAGAAAAGGCUAAGGCCGGGGAAUCAGAGAAGGAAGCAGAGCAGGAGCUCUUUCUGCGUGCAUGACUAGUCGCCGAUGCCUGGCCGUGGUGACAAAUGGCCGGUGCCCGGCAGCUCACCGACGAACAAGGAGCCGUGCCGUCCAGGCAAGGCAACACCAGUGACCUGGGCACGCAGGUCGGUCCACGUGGCGCGGCCGCCACAGUCCAGCUGCUGCCUCCUCGACAUGUGCUUCUGAGGACGACGACGAGGCCCCAGUCCAGCUCCUCAAUCCAUUUGCUCAGUUUGCCGUGUUACAUAGCGCUACACUUACGGAGUACUAUCGUUUGGUUCUUCUUUUCUUCCUGUGGUUGUACGGUAGAGUGAGCAGUAUAUGCUUGUGUAGCAUUUCUUUUUUUUUAUGAUGCUGAUGUUCAUUCCUGCAGACUGUUCCAUGUUAUGGAAAGUUCAAUUACUUUGUGACACAGGAAGAAUUAUCACUA